ACACUUUCUCAGUGUCUCGGUGGUCCCUGUGUGUGAAUGUCAGAGUAACGCGUGGAAAAAUAAUUGUUAAAUUUAUUAUUAAUUUAUUCUUACAAGUAUUUGUUAUUAUUUUGAUUUAUUAUUGUGCUUGUGAUCUGAUUUUUAUUACAAGCACAUCUAAUAUUCGUUAGUAUAUUUUCGAGUUAAAUAUUUUCAAGUUGAUAAUUUGUUAAGAUAUUCGUAGUGCCUCGGGCGGGUGUAAAGUUUAUAAAACUAUUUAUUUAUCUAUUGUAAUCGGGGAUUGACAAGUAACUAAAUAUGAGAAAUUCCACGCUAUUAAAAUGGGCACAAACAACAAACAACAAAAAUCAGUCGAGUAAAAAUGGAGGAACCAAUAGAAAUUGGAUCCAUCCACCUGAUGCACUUCAGAAAGGUCAUAUAGCAUACCUAGUCAAGUAUUUAGGAAGUACUGAAGUAGAUCAACCUAAAGGAAUAGAAGUAGUGAAAGAAGCAAUAUGUAAGCUAAAAUUUAAUCAACAACUACGGAAAAGUGAAGGCACUAAAACACCAAAAGUUGAGUUAACAAUUAGUAUUGACGGUGUUGCGAUCCAAGAACCAAAAACAAAAACAACACCAAAGCAUAUUUUGCAUCAAUAUCCACUUCACAGAAUAUCUUACUGCGCAGAUGAUAAAGGCGAGAAAAAAUUUUUUAGUUUUAUUGCGAAAGAAGAAGACGCCGAGCGGCAUACAUGUUUUGUCUUCGUAAGCGACAAAUUAGCUGAAGAGAUAACGUUGACAAUUGGUCAAGCGUUUGGAUUAGCUUACAGAAGAUUUCUCGAAACAUCCGGGAAAGAUCUUGAGACACAAAGACGAUGCAUGGUGCUUCAACAAAAAAUACGACGAUUAGAACAUGAAAAUAAUACAUAUCGACAAAGAUUGCAAGAUAUAUGUGCAAUAAAAGGCUCGGCGGAUGUUCAAUCUUAUUUGGCACAUCACAAUCUCCCGGAUAUUCUGCACGUACCAUCAAACUCAGAUGCAGCCCCUGAAGGACCGCGACUGAAUGGCACUAGUCACGUGAAAACUAAAAACGAUGCAAAUGGUAAUGACUCUCGAUCACCACCACCAGUACCACCGAGAAACUUUGAUAAGGCUUUUGAUGAUGAUUUUAUAACUAACAAUGAAUCAUCUCCUUCGAUUCAAUCUCCAGCUGUUGGGACUAAACUUGAAGGUUUAUUGAUGGAUGAAUUUGAAGAAGAUUUUAAUCCACGAGCUUAUGAAACGACUGCUAAUGGUUUUGGAAAUCAUCAAAAUAACAAUUUGUCAAAUGGACAAUCUGCUAGUCUCUUUGUAUCAUCUAAUGGAAAUGGCACGACUCCACCACUUCUUGCUCCUCCACCAAAAGUAAAAGAUUCAAGGCGCCAAAACGGCAUCAAAGAAGAUUUAUUUGGAAGUGUUCCAUUUAACCCGCCACUGCCGCUUUCCAGCACUUCUAACGAUUUUAAUAAUGAUCCAUUUGAAAUGGGAGAGUUUGCAGCGUUCUCAGUUUCUAAUCCGAGUCAACAAGAACUAGAAAAUGCUAUUGGGUUAUUAGACAAAAGAUUGCUUGAGAUGAAGGAUGGAUUUAGUCGAGGAUUAUCAAUGGGAACUGAUGAUUUUUCAUUGGAAAGUUUAGAUCCACUCCGAAACUAAUUUUAGAUAUUCAGAUAAAUAUUAAUUUAAGAUAUCUAUGACAAAAUUAAUUUUUAUGUUUAAAAUAAUAAAUCAAAUGAAUUAAUAUUAUGAACAAACGAUUGAAAAUUUUAAUAAUCAAUCGUUUUUAUGAACCAAAAUUAGUUAAUUAACUUUUUGUUUUUAUAAUGUUGAAAAUAUCUUUGUUAAUAAUCAUUGCGUAAGAGUAAUAAUUAUAAGUAAUAAUUAUUUCUUUUAAUAAAUAUUUCAAUAUAAAAUAUCAUUAUUCAAAAAAUCAUGAUGGUUACAUAUAAUCAUAAUGUUUAUUUUAAUAUGAAAGAAAUAAGAUUAUAUAGAUAAAAAAUUGCACUAUUUUGUAGGUUUUAUUUUAUUUUUAUUUUUUUUUUUUUUUUUU
Messenger RNA from Cotesia glomerata, 2062 nucleotides. Its product is annotated as PTB domain-containing engulfment adapter protein 1-like. The record is from RefSeq and is a predicted model, not a curated record. NCBI's taxonomy places the organism in Eukaryota, Metazoa, Arthropoda, Insecta, Hymenoptera, Braconidae. The transcript has 8 exons. The coding region runs from base 298 to 1668 and encodes 456 amino acids.